Molecule: messenger RNA, 1695 nt
Organism: Aspergillus alliaceus
Lineage: Eukaryota; Fungi; Ascomycota; Eurotiomycetes; Eurotiales; Aspergillaceae
Exons: 8
Coding region: 1-1695 (564 amino acids)
Biological process (GO): secondary metabolite biosynthetic process
Molecular function (GO): oxidoreductase activity, acting on CH-OH group of donors; flavin adenine dinucleotide binding
Source: RefSeq, a predicted model, not a curated record
AUGCGUGCAUUAUCAUCAUAUAGGUUACAUGUGGCUGUCUCACUGUUUUGUUCCUUGGCAACCACAGAACUGAUGUCUAGUUCAAAUCCUCCUUAUGUGUUUCGUCGACUACUUCUGUUGCUGGUCUGGCUGAUUAAUCUUCCAGAAUCGACUGCAGACGAAAACAGCGAUCCCGCGGGGCAUUUAUCUGGUGUAAAGGAAGGCAUUCCUGGAAUUGAUGCAUCCUUUGACUACCUUGUGGUAGGUGGUGGUAAUGCUGGAGUGACUCUAGCAGCGCGUCUAGCUGAACAAAUAUUCACCGUGGCCUUGGUAGAAGCUGAGGACUUCUAUGAGACCAAGUAUCCACUAGCGAAGGAGAAAGCCAAAUGUGUAGCAGGAUCGACGGCAAGCAACUAUAUGAUAUACCAUAGAACUAAGCCGACUAUAGGUUCGAUGAUGCGGUGGGCUGAUCUCGUCGAUGGAGGAAAGCCGAUCAACUUUACUGCGCCCAACGACGAGCUGCGUCCUGCAAACGCCACUGUGAGAUAUCGAGAAGAGGCAUAUGAUAAAAACAGCUGGCCUGUCGAAUUGACUUAUCCUGAUUCUGUCUCGUCUUUUCCUAGCUGGCUCAAGCUUGGAUUAGAAUCGGGGGGCGUUGGAGAAACAGUUGAGUUUAAAAGUGGGUCGUUGUCAGGUUCCUUUUAUUGUCCGUUGACUAUGCGACUAGCCGAUCAAACCAGAAGCAGCUCGGAAUCGGCAUUUUUUAGGUCACUGCCAUCCUCAGUCUACCUACAAUCUCUGACGUUAUACAAGAACACAAUGGGCAAACGGAUAUUAUUUGAUCAAAAGCGAGCAACAGGAGUUGUGGUUUCCACCACUGGUUCUAAGUAUGAACUGAGCGCGACGCACGAGGUCGUCAUAUCGUCAGGUGCUUUCCAGAGCCCUCAGCUACUCAUGGUAUCAGGGAUUGGUCCUACUGUUAUACUCCAAGAGCAUGGGAUAGUUGUUGUUGUUGUGGGUCUACCAGGGGUCGGUCAAAAUUUGUGGGACCAGGUCUUCUUUGGACCAACAUAUCAGGUGGAUGUAGAGACAUUUAAUAAACAGGUUCACGGACAUCUCGUACGUGUAUGUCGCCGCACCGCUUUCGUUGGUAAUUUCUCCGACCCCAUUACUAUGCAACCAAAGGAUGGAAAGCAAUACGCCAGCAACAUGCCGGUGCUUAUGACACCGACGUUGUGUGGGAACGUCUCCAUGAUCUCAGCUGAUACGAACGAUCUUCCAGUAAUUCACGUUAACUGGCUUACUACGGAGACAGACCAGCAAGUAGUGAUUGCAGCAUUCAAGAGGACAUGUGACAUCUUCCAUAGUGAAGCCAUGACACCCAUUGUUAUCGGAGAUGAAUACUUCCCAGGGGAAGAGGAUCAGAUUGAUAGUCAGAUCCUUGGCAUCAUCCGGGAUAUAGCCAUGGCUCCAUGGCAUGCUUCCGGUACAUGCAAGAUGGGGACUCGCUCUAAUCGCCUGGCGGCCCUCGAUACCCGAGCCAGGGUGACUGGAAUCGAAGGACUGAGGGUGGUAGAUGCCAGCGCAUUUUCGUUUCUUCCCCUGGCCAUCCCCAAGCGGUUGUCUAUAGAUGGUGAUUGCAAAAUGGGCUCACCAAUGACAGCCCCCAACCACAUCCCGGCUAUCCUGCAAAGUGAGCAUGGAGCCACCGAGUAG